CGUAUAUCAAAUUGACUGAACAGAAAAAUCGAUAUCUAUGAAGCAACACCUCUAGCAAGGUCAAACUACACAUUACCACUUGUUGUCAUAGCAACACCUUGAAGCCGGUGUAGAUUUUAUAAGCCCUAAACAUCAGAAAAGUGUCCGACUGCGGUGGAUAACCGCUGAUCCGGAUUGUGUUCUUGUGGUAGACAGCCCGUUACAAACGAACAGGCAUCAGCUCCGCUAAUGGCGCCGGCUCAAAAACAAUACCGUGUGGCAGAGAUAGAAGUCGACGGAGAUGCCGUAUUCGCAGAGAUACAUGCCGACUAUAGUCCUAUCCAAGUUGUAUCUCCUAUAUCCUCUGUCUCCCGACAGUCGGGUACAACUGGCAAAAUCUUACCAUUCACUGCACUUCUAUGGACAAUCGUCUCCCUCGUCUCGCACAUAGCCGAUGUGUUAUCGGAUGUUUACGUAUCCGGAAAGUACUUUUUCGAUCACAAUUAUUGGUGGUCCGGGUUUGCAUUGGGUUUCGUGGUUAUAGCCUCGCUUGUUAUACAGAUUUUCUCCGCCAAAUGGUUUUACGAUGAUGGAAAAAGGCAGAACUGUGUGAAUUACUUAUUACAUGUUCUUCAACUAGGGCCCUUUAUAAGAUACUGGACAGCAUUAAAAAUAUGCCUACGGUCAAGGCGCCAGGGAGGUCUCCCUCAAGCGCGUGAGCUCUUCAUUGCAGAAUGGCGCGACCUGAGUAUGCUACGGCUUCUGCAAGCGUUCCUCCAGUCUGCGCCUCAACUGGUUCUGCAACUAUAUGUACUGGCUCGGCGUGGAGAGUUCACCCUAAACUCGGACCUCGGUACCGCCGCCUCUGCCGUGACGUCAUUGAUAUCAAUUGUCUGGGCCAUACUUUGCUACAGCAAGGCGUUGCGUGACAUGCGGUCUGACCCUGGAGACUUGCCAUUCCUUGGGUUUAUAUUCCAGAUGCUAUGGAGAACCUCCAUGAUCACGUCACGCAUAGUAGCCUUAGUAUUAUUCGCGUCCUAUUUCCAGCACUGGAUGUUCGUGGCUGCCGCCGCGCACUGGUUUUUGAUGGCUCUGUGGUUGAGUUGUCAAAGAACACAGUUUUGUAUUGAUGAGACGGGUAAAGAGCAUCCGUGUCGGGAAAAAUUAUUCAACGCAAUGAUUGCGUUUAUUUAUAUUUUUUGUUUCUUCAAUACGAAGGAAGGUAUGACUCGCAAGCGGGUUGUACUGUUCUACUCGGUGAUGUUGGUGGAGAACUCGUUAUUGAUCUCCAUGUGGUAUCCACAGAGGACCAUCAGUACAAAGUUAACGUAUAUCGCACUUAGCAUAGUCUGGGGCGGGUUCGUACUUGGUGUAAUAUUCAUGAUACUGUAUUACCGAUUCUACCACCACAGUCACAGAUACAAAGGCAUGUUUCUAAGAAUUCGUAAGUUCGAGAAAAAUGAUCGAGAAAUGUACGGGCUUUACUGCUGUUGCUGUUGUCGUAUUAGGAAAUGGGAACCCGACACCGAGGAGUAUAAUGACCAGGCGUGCGGUGAUCCAAGACUACUGGCGAAUAGACCGCUAGACGAAGCACAGGAAGCGGUCUGUGCUAACGUACCCUCCCCUCCCUUAAUUGAGUCAAGUCAGCCGAGGUUUGGGUUGAGGUGGGAUGAGGAUCAGAGGCCUCUGCUCAGGGAUCGGGAUGACGCGUUUAGAGUCUUGGUGCAUAACAGAGGGGAAGGGGCUGGCAGGGAGUUGGAAGAUGUAGAUGAAGAAGAAGAGGUACCGGAUAUUAUUGUUACUGCAGCCACGCCCACGACCAUGAGUCCUCAUGAGUCACCCAGGAACACCAAACAGCGCACCCCUGUUGUUCAUAAAGACAGGGAGACGCCCGUACCAGAACGGGAAGUACGCAGGACCGAAGAGAGGACGAACUCUACGAGCCAGCGGUGUACAUCAGCCGAUGUGGCAAGACGCAUCUUAGCGGACAAACUCGACAGUCACGACGAGGAGACGUACUGUGAUUCCGAGGACAUUCCGAAGAUCAACUACGGAACUUUGAGUUUCAGUAAUCGAUACAGUCUCGUGUCCUCUGAUUGCAUUUCGUUGUCGUCCGCGAGUAGUGCCAGCUCGUUCAACAGUCUUAACGACAUGCUGGACAGCUUUCAAGAUGAGGGUGAGGAGCUAAGAGUGCUCAAGACGCCUAAUGCCGACGAGGGGAUAUUUUCCGACGAGCGGGAGUCCCCGGAGAAGUCUUCCGAUAGCGUGCCUGGUACUUUCGAAACAUGUCCGACGUCAUCCGAGUCAAACGCGAUGGAACGGAUAUGCGAAGAUAACGAUCCGAUAAAUCUCGAUGAGGUAGAAAAGAGUGGGAUGGAGACAGUUGAGCGUAUAAUGGACGCUCCAUCUUCACCCUUUCACUCCAGGAAGACUUCACAGUCUAGCGGCAAGGGGGAGGGUUUUGAAAGCGAUUCGACCGAGUCUAGUAGCGAAGGGAAUUUCUUUGGCGGCUAUGGGCAAGAGAGGCACUCCUGUGGGACUAUUUACGACCCUGAAGCCUUUACCACCGAUGAGGACUCUAAGAAACGUCACUCGUUUGAUAUCGCUGAGUUAACUAGAAAGUCGCGGAAAUUCAAAAAGAGAGAGAGGGAGAGAAAAAGGCGAAGGCAUGGGAAAUUGAUUACAUUUGAUAAUUUUGUACCAAGUCCCCUAAAAGCUGGUCGAUUUGGGUCUUUACGGAAAUCAUUUGAGAGGUUGUCCAAGAUCCAGGAGGAUGGGGAAGAUAUUCUUUUGAUGCCUCUGCAGCCUGCUAGAUUAGAGGAAGAUGGCACUGUGACCGAAAGGAUAAGUAUGGGGUCAUCGAGCCCUAAUUCCGAGCAGAAUGAUUUUUUUGAAAACCGACAAACGCACAAACCCAAUGGAUCGGUGAGGGAUCGUAACACAUCGCCUAUCCGCUUUACGUCAACAACCAUACCAGAAAACGUGAAACUCAUCAGGACAAGAAUUGCUGAGAGGGAGAAGUUGGAGUUUGAUACUGAGACGAACACAGCUAAACAUGCUGUCAGUAAUGGCAAGAUAGAAGGAUUUAAUAAGGGAGAGAGAAUGAGACUUAAUAGUCAAGUGGAAACAAAUGAAUACUUGACCAAAGGGGAGAUAAAAAGAUUUGAUGAUGAAGAAAACAUGAGACUUGAUAGUCAAGUGAAAACAACUGAACAAUGGGCCAAUGGGAGGAUUCAUAGACAAAAUGAAAAGGAGAUGAACGAUACUAAAUUGAACACAACAGAGCACACUGCGAAUGGGAAGAUAGCUGUUGCAAACGAUCCACAAAUUAGGAGAGUUGGGCAAGACAUAUUUUUAAAGGAAUCGAUGACAUUGCCUAAGUCGGGAGUCACCCCUAACGGGAAAUUGACACCGAAUGUACAAAAACUAUCACUUCAGAGAUUUGAUAUUUCGCUCGAAAACCGGCCCCCAAUACCUGCUUUAGAUAGCGAAUUAAAUAUCAUGCUAUCCCCGAACUCACCUAGGAUUGAAAACCACCCUUCAGAACCGGGGUUGCGUAGCGAGUUAGAUAUAAUAAAGUCCCCGGACUUACCGAGUAGCAAUACUCGUAACGUACGCAGCGAUGAGAAUCAGAAUUCUAAACCCAUCAACAUGAGCCUUUGUCAACAACAUGAUCCACGAACUGUUUCAGAGACGAACAAACCUGCAAGGGACUCGGAUAACAGCGUCUGUGCGUCAGGAGACGCGUCGCCCGAACUCCAACGGUUAAAACACGCUGAAUCUGAUCAGCAAUUGGCGAUUGAAAGAACUUCUUCUCCCAGACAAUCACGGGACAAUGUCCCUUUAGCUUGUGCGGAUGACGAGGACGACUUGGGGGAAGACUCAAUAAGCGAUCCUGAAAGUGUCUUAGAAGCUCGGGAUUUCCAAGGAAAGGUCGCGGAUACAAGUGCAAAGUCGCUAUUCUCGGACUCCAGUAAAGAUUUUUGUGCAGAGGCCGAUUUAAAUUUGAGCAGCGGAUCUUCAAUUUGUGAAAAUCUGUUAAUAUCAAGCGAACUAAUUCGAGAGUCGACUGAUUCCACUGGACAGAUUCGUACGCGAUCGGGAAAGAGGAGACUAGGGUUCGAAGAAUUCAGUCCGUCUAAUUUCAACGACUUUGAUGACAUGCACUCGUUCCAUUCAGACAAGCGACAUACAUUUGCGUUCGGGACAACUGGUCGAGAUGGGGAAAUGGUGAGAAUAGUGAAUGGGAGUACUCACAAAUCCCUUCCGCUGGGGUCCCCUGACGAUCACAUUUGGGUUCACAACCCUGGCGUCGAGAACAGGAGGCGGCGUCCGCAGUCUACUGUGUCAGCGGACGCACCAUUACAAGAAGACGUCAUUCAGGAGAUUCCUGUUUGAAGUGAGGUCACCGAGAGGAAAAACUACCUUCGAUACCAGAUUUGGUGGUCUGACAUCUCAACUUGCUACUUCACAUGGACAAACCGUAUUUAACAUGUGGACUUUAUAGCAAGUUUGCGGAGCAACAAUAUUUAUUAGGUUUUGUAUUUUAAUGGACUAGUUGAUUUAAGAAUCACUAGGCGAUAACAUUUCAAUUAUAAAAUCCGUUCUAUUGUUCACAUUGAAAUCUUUUAAACGUUGUAAAAAUGUAAGGUAUUUCUUCACAAAAUAAAUUUUCAUAUAUUUUUAUGCAUUUGACAUAUAUUCCAGUACCACACGCAUUGGCGUGUAAAUUAUCCUUCUACACCUAUAAUUAAUAGGGUUGACAGCUUGUAAAAUAACAUGUAAGAAUUGUACAUAGUAGAGUAUUUAAUUUUGCCGAGUGAAUUGCUAACAAGAAUAGCUAGUAUACUUGUU
Messenger RNA from Nematostella vectensis (starlet sea anemone), 4833 nucleotides. RefSeq lists its product as uncharacterized. The transcript has 3 exons. Gene Ontology annotation, cellular component: membrane. NCBI's taxonomy places the organism in Eukaryota, Metazoa, Cnidaria, Anthozoa, Actiniaria, Edwardsiidae. The coding region runs from base 229 to 4377 and encodes 1382 amino acids. The record is from RefSeq and is a predicted model, not a curated record.